Messenger RNA from Rhodofomes roseus, 2976 nucleotides. RefSeq names its product hydantoinase/oxoprolinase. The coding region runs from base 1 to 2976 and encodes 991 amino acids. Lineage: Eukaryota; Fungi; Basidiomycota; Agaricomycetes; Polyporales; Fomitopsidaceae. Gene Ontology annotation, molecular function: 5-oxoprolinase (ATP-hydrolyzing) activity. Gene Ontology annotation, biological process: glutathione metabolic process. The transcript has 19 exons. The record is from RefSeq and is a predicted model, not a curated record. Gene Ontology annotation, cellular component: cytosol.
AUGUUGCGCAUCGGAGUUGACGUUGGCGGUACGAACACCGACGGCGUACUCAUCGAUCUGACACGCCUGCACGAGCCAAACCGCGGAGUUCUCGCGCACUUCAAGGCACCGACAACUCCAGACGUCUCACAGGGUAUCGAAGCUGCUGUUCGAGAAAUAUUGAAGAAUGCAGAUGUAGCUGCAACAUCAGUCUCCUCCCUUAGCAUUGGUACAACCGCAUUCAUCAACGCUGUGCUCGAGGCGGACGCACGCCGCCUCGCGAAAGUUGCAGUCAUCCGCCUUUGUGGACCAUACACGAAGCAAUGUCCUCCCUUCGUUGACUUCCCUGCCCGCUUGCGGGCUCUUACAGAAGGAUACGUGGGGUACGUCGACGGUGGUCUUCAAAUUGAUGGUCGUGAAAUUCUUCCCUUGAACGAAGACCAGAUCACAGAGCAGUGCAACAUUAUCAAGAGGAAGGGUCUGAGGAAUGUCGUCAUUUGCGGCGUGUUUUCUCCGCUCGAUAAUGACGGAAAACAAGAGCAAGCUGCUGCCAAGAUCAUCCGACAAGUCUUAGGUGACGGGGUCAACGUCGUCUGCUCGCGAAAUGUUGGACAAGUCGGGUUCCUAGAGCGCGAGAAUGCGUCCAUCCUGAACGCUUCCAUCCUGACGUUCGCCCAGAGAACUAUCCGCGGCUUCCAGGCUGCCAUGAAGGUUCUCAACCUCACGUGCCCUCUAUUCCUUACGCAGAACGACGGCACCCUCACCACCGCAGCAUCUGCUGCGCGACUGCCGAUCCGUACGUUUGCGUCGGGACCAACGAACUCGAUGCGAGGUGCCGCGUUCCUGGCUGGCCUCGAUGAGAAACAGAUAUCACAACAACGCAAGUCGAUCAUUGUUGCCGACGUCGGUGGUACGACUACCGAUGUGGGCGUGCUUCUUCAGUCUGGGCUCCCGCGACAGGCAGCGUCGUUCAUUGAAGUAGGAGGCGUACGCACGAACUUCUCCAUGGCAGAUGUGCAGUCGAUUGGGCUGGGAGGUGGGUCUCGUGUGAAGGUGUUUGAGACGCCUCAGGGCCGCACCGUGGUAGUUGGUCCCGAUUCUGUCGGACAUUACAUCACAAGAGACGCAAAGGUAUUUGGAGGAGACAUACUGACGACGACUGACAUUGUUGUCGCGAACGGUCGUGCGGACCUAGGAGAAAGGAGCAACGUCGCUCGCAUCGAGCCCGAAGUCAUCGAGAAGGCCAGCAAAGUGAUGAAGAAGCAAAUAGAAGGGAUCAUCGACAAGAUGAAAACCUCCCCCGAGGACAUCACUGUCCUGUUAGUUGGCGGCGGCAGUAUUAUCGCACCAGAACAACUGGCCGGCGUCGGAGAGAUCAUACGGCCGCCUUUCUUCGGAGUUGCGAACGCUGUCGGUGCAGCAAUGGCCAAAGUUGCUGGAGAAGUUGACACCAUCGAGAUUUUGCAAGGUCGCGAUGUACACGAAGUCAUCGAAGGUAUCAAGGCCCAGGCUAUCGAGAAGGCCAUCAAAGGCGGCGCAGAUCCAGCGACUGUCAGGGUCGUCGAAGUCACCAAUCUUCCUGUGCAAUACGUUACGAACGAGGCAACACGGAUUAUUGUCAAAGCUGCAGGUGACUUGGCACCGGAAGUAGUGGCCUCCGUGUCCUCAAUCGAUGAUGCACUGGACGCUGAGGAUAUCGCCAACUCCAUUGAAGACGAUAAGACGGUUCUGACCGACACUGUGGAGGACGUUGCUGUAGACAUCGAGACCUACACGCCGAACAUCCGACCAGAUCGCUCUUGGAGUAUAUCCGAGCUUGACCUCAAGUGGAUUGCAGAUGGUUGCGGUAUUCUAGGCACAGGUGGGGGCGGAACGACAUAUCCGCCCUACCUGAUGGCCCGCCAAUUGCUGCGUGAUGGGAAAGAAAUCAUUGUCGUCGACCCGGAUGAUAUCGCAGAAGACGCUUUGUUCUUGCGUUGCAUGUUUAUGGGAUCCCCCAGCGUUUCGAUCGAACGCGUGCAAGGAGGAAACGAGAUACCCACGUCGAUUCGUAGGCUGAUGACGUACAUGAACCUCGACGAUUUCACAGGCGUCAUCUCUGAUGAAAUCGGAGGAGGGAACGGUAUACAACCCAUGCUUGUCGCGGCUGAGAUGGGCAAGAAAGUUCUGGACGCUGAUCUUAUGGGUCGCGCGUAUCCGAACAUGUACCAAUCCCUUCCUGGUGCUUUCAACAUCCCUGGCGGCCUGUGGCCUUGCGCGAUAUCCGACGGCGUGGGGAACACGGUGGUCAUGCCAUCAGCAAGCACGCCCAAAAUGGUUGAGACCGUUUUACGUAGCGCGACAACGGAAAUGGGUUCCAGAAGCGGAGUCAGCAUGUCUCCUCUCAGCCGCAAGAAUUGCCAGAAAUAUGGGGUCAUACGUAGCGUAUCUCAAGCAUGGCGCAUCGGUCGUGCAGUCGCGCUUUGCCAGAAGAGAAACAAUUUGAAGGGUAUACCUGCUGCAAUUCUAGGAUUGCAGAACGGCGCUUGUCUGUUCGUCGGUAAAAUCGUUGACGUCCAACGAGAGGUGCGCAAGGGCUUCACCUGGGGUCAAGUCACUAUCGUACCUCUUUUGGAGGAUGAGGAAGAAGAUGCAGGCUCAGUGAACGCGACGGCGCCAGCAUAUCUCCCGGACGACCGCCUCGUCAUACCAUUCCAGAACGAGAAUUUGUAUGCGUACCUGGCGGCUCCAGAUGGGCUCCAGAAGAUGUUGGCUACCGUGCCAGACCUCAUCACUGUCAUAGACUCGCAGAACGGAACGGCGCUCGGGACCCCGGAUUAUCGAUAUGGAUUGAGAGUCACCGUCAUCGCCAUGGCGGCCGACCCCAAAUGGUCGAGUACUCCAGAGGGAUUGGCAUGCGGAGGUCCGACUGCUUUCGGCUUGCAUGACGUCGCCUUCAAACACAUAGCUCAGUACAGAGAGCCCGUGAGUGUCAUAUCGGAGUACGCCCCAGCGUGA